UUGCCUUUGUCCGCAUCGCGUCAACAAACAUUUCUGUCGUCCCCUCCGCCGGCUAUUGUCUCUUCGCUGACCAGUGUACGGGUGCUUUCGUCGUAUCUGUACCUCUUCGGUGCUUACUCCCACACCCUCUCUAGCAAGAGAAGAUGAGCUCCAAGAAAGGCGGCGACGCUAGCAAGGCGAAAGCGAAGGCGAAAGCUGCACCCAAGCCCAAAGUUGCGAAAGAGAAGGAGCCAGAACUUGUUUUUGAGCCGCGCGACAUAGUGCUUGCGAAGCUCAAGGGAUUUCCUCCGUGGCCAGGCAUGGUUAUCGCCGACAAAGAUACCCCACCGAACGUGCGCGAGGCCCGCCCAGUUGGACGAAAAACGCCAUCCUAUGCAGUUCGAUAUUUUCCCAAAGGCGACUACACGUGGCUUGCCCCUAGUGUGCUAACACCACUCACCAGCGCCGCCAUCGACGCAUUUAUCUCAGCAGAUCCAAACGAAAAGAAGAAAAAAGGAUCUGGUCUCGGAAGGAAAGACUUGCUGGAAGCAUACGAAGUGGCUGCUGAUCCUACUGCCUGGGAGAAGGAGCAUGCUGCAGCUCUAAAGGAGGCUGCAAGCAAGAAGAAGGGCGGGAAGAAAGUGAAGGAAGAGGUCGAAGAAGAUGAAUUAGCUGACGAAGAGCCUGCAGAAACUGGCACCAAGCGGAAACGUAGUGUGGCUUCAACGACUACCAAGUCCAAGGCGAAAGCGCCGGUAAAGAAGGCACCUGCUCAGAAAGCUGCCGCUAGUAAAAGCAAAGGUCGAAAAGCCCCCAAAAGCAAGGCCACAAUCGAAAGUGAAGAUGAAAACGAGAAAGAUGGUGAUGGCGAGGAGGCAGCGUCUGAUGCAGAGGACGGGAGGCCAAAGAAAAAGCCGAAAACCACUGCGAAAGGGGCUGCUGCGAAAGGCAAAGCGGCCAAAGCAGUCAAGGCUCCAGUGGCCAAAACUUCUGAAGAACUAGAAGAAGACCCAGAGGCCGUCAAAGUGCGAGAAUGGCGGCACAGGCUGCAGAAGGGCUUCUUGAAUAGUAACAAGCCACCUCCAAAGGAAUCGGAAAUGCCCAGCUUCGACGAGCUCUUUACGGCCAUCGAAUCUUAUGAGGGGAUGACGGUGGAUUACUUGACGUUCUCCAAGAUCGGCAAAGUCAUGCGCCACGUUAAUCUCCUCCCCGAGGACCGCAUUCCGCGCGACGAUGAAUUCAAGUUCCGCGACCGCGCAACUGCUCUGGUCGCCAAGUGGGGCGUGAUUUUGAAUGGGGCGACUGGUGCUGCUGGGACAGAUGGUCACGUCAACGGGGCUGUUAACGGAGAUGACGAUGGUGAAGGUGAAGGUGAUUUGACAAUGAUGGAGCAAGACUGA
Molecule: messenger RNA, 1379 nt
Organism: Mycena indigotica
Lineage: Eukaryota; Fungi; Basidiomycota; Agaricomycetes; Agaricales; Mycenaceae
Product: PWWP domain-containing protein
Exons: 8
Coding region: 144-1379 (411 amino acids)
Source: RefSeq, a predicted model, not a curated record